Aspergillus candidus is the source of this 3335-nucleotide messenger RNA. RefSeq names its product calcium transporting ATPase. Gene Ontology annotation, cellular component: intracellular membrane-bounded organelle; membrane. Bases 30 to 3335 code for a protein of 1101 amino acids. Gene Ontology annotation, molecular function: ATP binding; ATP hydrolysis activity; P-type calcium transporter activity. The record is from RefSeq and is a predicted model, not a curated record. Gene Ontology annotation, biological process: calcium ion transmembrane transport; intracellular calcium ion homeostasis. The transcript has 7 exons. Lineage: Eukaryota; Fungi; Ascomycota; Eurotiomycetes; Eurotiales; Aspergillaceae.
GGGCACUAUUCUGUAUAACGAUCGAUCAAAUGGCGCCGAAAGCGACAUCCAGUCCCGAUUCUCCAGCCGGGGACUACGACGACGUGACUCCCUCAGAAGCCCUAAGUCCCGACCCCCAAAACGAGAACGAUUUCCUCGUCGAGGACAACAAGUUCGCGUUCUCGCCCGGCCAGCUCAACAAGCUGAUGAGUCCGAAGUCGCUGGCUGCUUUUCGCGCUCUAGGGGGCCUGCAGGGGCUGGCGCGCGGGUUGCAGACGGACCUUUCAGCGGGGUUAUCGGUCGACGAGGAUCGUCUUCUGACGUGUGUGGGGUUUGAAGAUGCGCAGGCCUCUGCGCUCGACAAGCUGGAUAGUCGGAUGCCGCUUGUGUCGCCUGGUUUGGGGACGCCAGAUGGGGGGAACGAUAUGGCACUGGAGAGGUUCUCGGAUAGGAGGCGCGUGUUCGGGCGCAAUGAGCAGAUGGCGCCGAGGCCGCUGGGAGUGUGGAGGCUUUUGUGGAAUGCGUAUAAUGAUAAAAUUAUUAUCUUGUUGACUGUUGCUGCGGUGGUGUCGCUGUCGUUGGGGAUCUAUGAGGCUGCUAGUGGGCAGUCUAAGGUCGACUGGGUUGAGGGGGUCGCGGUAUGUGUGGCGAUUUUGAUCGUCGUUUCAGCUACGGCUGGGAAUGAUUGGCAGAAGGAGAGGCAGUUUACGAAGUUGAAUAGACGGAAAUUGGACCGGGACGUGAAGAUCGUUCGCUCUGGAAAGUCCAUGAUGGCUCAUAUUGCCGAUAUCAAUGUGGGGGACGUCGUGCUUAUCGAGCCAGGCGACUCUCCUCCAGCUGAUGGGGUUCUGAUAUCAUGCCACGGUAUCAGAUGCGAUGAGUCCUCCGCCACGGGGGAGUCGGAUCAUAUAGACAAGAUGAGCGGAGACGUGGUAUGGGAUCAUAUUAUGGAUGGGACAGCGACAAGAGAGAUGGAUCCGUUCAUUCUCUCUGGCACCAAGGUGCUGGAGGGUCUCGGUUCAUACCUCGUUACCAACGUUGGAAAGCAUUCAACUCACGGGAGAAUCAUGGCCUCCUUGCAGAUCGAGGACGAUCCAACGCCCCUGCAGGUGAAACUAGGUCGAUUGGCGAGCUGGAUAGGAUGGCUUGGAUCAGGCGCCGCGAUACUGCUUUUUCUUGUCCUUCUUAUUCGGUUCCUGCUCCAGCUAUCAAAUAAUGACGCCUCGCCCAGCGUCAAGGGCCAGGAGUUCAUGGAUAUACUCAUUGUUGCCGUCACAGUCAUUGUCGUGGCUAUUCCCGAAGGACUACCCCUGGCAGUCACCCUUGCACUAGCCUUCGCCACGACGCGAAUGUUGAAGGAAAACAACCUAGUGCGGGUGCUUCGUGCGUGCGAGACCAUGGGAAACGCCACCGUGAUAUGCUCCGACAAGACGGGCACACUCACGCAGAAUAAAAUGACAGUUGUCGCGGGAAUUUUCGGCUCCAAAGAGCAAUUCAACCACCUGUUGUCGGCAUCUGACCCGCAAGUACCAUCCACCACCGCUUCGGGCGUUGUCGAGAGACUCCCGCCCACCGUGACGAGUUUGCUGGCGCAUAGCCUGGCCCUGAACUCUACUGCGUUCGAGGAAGAGCAGAGCGGUGGCAGGGAGUUUGUCGGCAGCAAAACAGAGGUGGCUCUGCUGCACUUCGCGCGGGAUUUCCUCUCCCUGCAUGACUUGGCUGAGGAGCGCGCAAAUGCCCAUAUCGAGCUGGUCUUUCCUUUUGAGUCUACCCGGAAGGUUAUGGGCGUUGUGUAUCGGCCUGCACCUGGCCAUUAUCGACUUCUUGUCAAGGGGGCAUGUGAGGUUCUUCUGGAUGCCUCGACAGACGUAAUUUCUUCGGACCUGGUGUCCGAGAAGGAUGCCAUCAUGGCUUGCCGACUGGAUGAGAACACCCGCAACGGUAUCAUGGAUGUCAUUUCGGCGCACGCAGGGAGCUCUCUCCGCAUGAUCGGAGUGGCCUAUCGCGAUCUCCCGUGUAGUUGCCUUAAAGCGACCGAUCGCCAGAGAGGCACUCCAGAUCUCAAAGAUUUCAUUGAGGAACUGACCUGGGUGGGGGCAUUGGGGAUCCACGAUCCACUGCGCCCCGAGGUGCCAGACGCAAUCAAAACCUGCAACGCCGCUGGAAUCCAGGUCAAAAUGGUCACAGGCGACAACCUCAACACCGCAGCAGCCAUCGCCACCGCCUGUGGCAUUCUCACAGAUACUGGAAUCGUCAUGGAAGGGCCGGCAUUUCGAAAGCUCAGCGAGGAUGAAGUCGACGCCGUCGUUCCUCGUUUACAGGUCCUGGCGCGCUCAUCCCCGGACGACAAGCGUAUUUUGGUCACCCACCUCAAGCGUCUUGGUGAAACUGUUGCGGUGACCGGGGAUGGUACCAACGACGGGCCAGCUUUGAAAUCUGCAGACGUGGGAUUCGCCAUGGGAAUGAGUGGGACGGAAGUUGCUCGUGAGGCCAGCUCGAUCAUCCUGCUAGAUGAUAACUUCAAGUCGAUUGUCACUGCUGUUUCGUGGGGUCGAGCUGUGAACGAUGCCGUCUCUAAGUUUCUCCAGUUCCAAAUCACAGUCAACAUCACGGCGGUGCUACUCACCUUUAUUACAGCAAUCUACAGCAAGUCGAACAAAAGCGUCCUCAAAGCUGUGCAGCUGCUCUGGGUGAAUCUCAUCAUGGACACCUUCGCGGCCCUGGCUCUUGCAACAGACGCCCCGACAGAAAAGAUCCUCCACCGGCCACCCGUCCCCAAACACGCCCCCUUAUUCUCCGUAAUCAUGUGGAAAAUGAUCAUCGGCCAGUCGAUCUACAAACUCACCGUCUGCUUCACCCUCUACUUCGCCGGCGAUCGAAUCCUCUCCUAUGACACGAACGACCCGCACAAGCAACAGCAGCUCGACACCAUCAUCUUCAACACCUUCGUGUGGAUGCAGAUCUUCAACGAGCUCAACUGUCGUCGGCUAGACAACCACUUCAAUGUCUUCGAAGGCGUUCAUCGAAAUUACCUGUUCAUGGGGAUCAACGUCCUCAUGGUCGGGGGCCAGGUCCUCAUUAUCUUUGUCGGUGGCGCCGCGUUCGGCGUCACUCCCUUGGAUGGUGUGCAGUGGGCGAUCUGCUUUGGGUGCUCUGUGUUCUGCAUUUUUUGGGCGGCGGUCUUAAAGCUAGUUCCAGACAAGUACUGUGCUGUUGUGAUCGAUGCUGUUGGGAAGGUUGGGGGGGGUGUCGCGCGGCUUUGGAGGACGUUGUGGUGUCGUGUUGUUGCGGGGGUAAGAAAGUCGCUGGCUCUGUUCAGGCGGCGUGGCCGUCAGAUUGAUGUUGAAAAUACAUAG